Molecule: messenger RNA, 3493 nt
Organism: Sinocyclocheilus rhinocerous
Lineage: Eukaryota; Metazoa; Chordata; Actinopteri; Cypriniformes; Cyprinidae
Product: polymerase I and transcript release factor-like
Exons: 2
Coding region: 296-1663 (455 amino acids)
Biological process (GO): termination of RNA polymerase I transcription; transcription initiation at RNA polymerase I promoter
Cellular component (GO): caveola; cytoplasm
Molecular function (GO): rRNA primary transcript binding
Source: RefSeq, a predicted model, not a curated record
UCUGGAGGGUUUCACAGGAAAGUGUGGCAUUCACGACCCAGCGCUCAUGCAGUACAGACCAUCCACAGCCUGCUUGCCAGCCUCCACUGCUCUGGCCAGAUCCCAAACACACUCAGAGAGAGAAAGAGAGAGAGGAGAGCAGAUGUGCUGAGUGUGACAGAGGAGGGAACAGUUAGGUGAACUCUAGAGGGGAAUCCUGAGAGCAGAAAGAAAGGCGAGUUAGGACACAGAACUUUCCACUGCUUGUAUCCUUUCACAUUCCACGUUAUUUUACCACAUAUUCAAGCUUUCAAACAUGGAAGUGAUUAAAGACAGCCAUCUGCACCUGGAGGUGCCUGACCCACACAGAUCCCUUACUGAGAUCUCAGAAGAUGAAAUCAACCUCCCAGCCUCUGAUGAAGAAGACGAGGUCAUCGCUGAAAACAAAGCAAAAGUUGCUGAUGAGAAAGAAGAGGCAGGUGAGGGAGACAAAGGUGAGAUGAAUGGAGUCAUGGUCCUGGCGCUGCUGGACAAAAUCAUUGGGGCCGUGGACCAGAUCCAGCAGACGCAGGCCGGGCUGGAAGUCCGUCAACGGGACAUGGAGAGAUCGGUAACGGGCAUCCAGGGGGAGCUCACCAAACUGUCCAAAAACCACACCACCACAGCCAACACGGUCAAUAAGAUGCUGGAGAAGGUGCGGAAAGUCAGUGUGAAUGUGAAGACGGUGCGGGGGAACCUAGAAAAACAGGCCGGGCAGAUCAAACGCCUGGAGAGCAACGAAAAUGAACUUCUGAAGAGAAGAAACUUCAAAGUCAUGAUCUACCAGGACGAAGUGAAAAUACCUUCAAAAGUCAGUGUGUCCAAGUCCAUGAAGUUUACAGAGCCUGUGGAAGGAGAAGAUGAAGGUGAACACAAAGCGGCAGCAGAGGAAGGAGGAGAGGACAAAGAGAAAGUCCAUCUGGACCUGUCCUCUGAUGAAGAGGAGGUGCAGAUCGAGGAGACCAUUGAGGAGUCUCGAGCAGAGCGCAUCAAACGGAGCAGCCUGCAACGCGUCCAGAACAUCAAAACCGUUUUCUCCAAUUACAAAAUUGAGAAAACCAAGCAAAAGACCAAGGAAAAUUUGGAGAAGACCAAACAGAAGACCAAAGAUAACUUGGAGAAAACUCGCAUGAAGACCAGAGAGAACUUGGAAAAAACCAAGCAGAAGACCAAGGAGAAUCUUGAGAAGACCAAACAGAAAACCAGAGAGAACCUGGAGAAAACGCGUCACAACAUAGAGAAAAAGAUGGGCAAACUCGGCAAUCAGAUGUCUGUGAACCCCGAGCGCAAGGAGAAGAUCAAGUCCUCGCAGAAAAAGAUGGUGAAGUCUUUCACUCCUGACCACACCAUCUAUGCUCGCUCCAAAACGGCCGUCUACAAGGUUCCCCCGUUCACCUUCCAUGUGAAGAAGAUCCGUGAAGGAGAAGUGGAGAUCCAGGGAACCGAGAUGGUGGAAGUUUUUGGGGAAGCAGAGGAGGUGGAGAAUGCAGUGAUGGAGGGAAGAGAAGAUGAGGAGAUGGAGAUGGAAGGUGGCGAGAUGGUGGAUGAAGACGACGACACAGAAGAUAGCCCUGAGAUGAGAGCGUUACUGGAGAGGGGAGAAGAGCUGGUGUUUGUGGAAGACCAUGACAGAGAUAGCGAUUAGUGUUUGUGUGUGUUUUUGGGUGCUUACACAUUAGAGAAACUUGUUACAGAAUGUUAUAUUGGUAAGACAGUAUGGAAGGCUUAGAUUGGUAUCGAGUCAAAUUUGAUUUCUGAAAGCUCAUCUCUGAGAUUCUGAUCAAUUAAUUGAUGCCUAAAGGAGUUUUGGAUGCUUAACAGAGCAUCCGUUUUGCCAAACCCUGCUUGUUUUCUGCUACAUCUUUGUGGAGCACCAUCCCCAUUAAAGUGUUUUCAGCGUUCUCUGACAUAGCAUAACCUCUAGUGUGUAGGCGCCCUGAGCGUGUGUGCUGUACUGCUAGUCCAGAUAUUGGAUUCUGCAGGAGAAUGUGAAUGUGUCUUUUUGCAUGUGUGUAUUUGCAUCUUUUAUAGCAGCAGAAUGUUUCCAAUUUAAGGUGACUCCAUUCACCUAACGUUUGUGCGAGUGAGUGAUUUACUGUACUAGUCCAAGUAACUUAGUUCCUUGAGUUCAUCUUGUUUGCUAAGGAUAAGGGCUGGGGACUAGGCGUGCCAACCAAUAAGAUGCAACAUGGUAUCUGGGAACAUUAUUGUGCUAGAUGGACAGCAUGAACAUAAAAUUGCAACUAUAUGAAACAGAUAACAGACGGAUAGCUUGAUCAAAUGAACAACAGACUUGUUGGACAGGUGGUUCUUUUGUUCUUGAAGAUUAUUUGGUCACACUUUAUAUUAGGUGGCCUUAACUACUAUGUACUAACAUUAAAUACCUACAAUACUAUGGAUCGACUGUGUAACCACAUUCCCACAUUUACUGCUCAUGAGUUUGGGCUAUGGAUAGGUUAAGGAGUAAGGGUUGGGUUACAGUUAACAGUGUAACUAAUGAAAUGAUAGAUAUAUUGUAUCAAAUUAUUAAGUACAUACAGUAGUAGUAAAGGCCAUCUAAUAUAAAGUGUGACCAAUUAUUUUCCUUCUUGUUGUAGUCUCACAUGUAGAGCCACAGACUGUUCUUCACUUUUUAUAGAAGGUGGAGGAACAAACCAAAAUAUGAAAACCUGAAGUAUUGCUAAGUGCUCAUUUUUUAAAAUAUUUUAUAUAUCUUAGAGUUUAAUUAAUAAUGUUACAUUUCCUUACAACAGACUGUGGUAGUCAAACUGUUACAUUGAUUAUUUUUGGUCUCAAUGUGACAAACUACACAAAUAGUCAAUAGUAUAAAAAAGAAGAAAAUGAAACAGCAUUUAAACAUCCAAAAUGAUUAUGCGAAUACAUGUUUUUGUCCUGUUGCAUGAGGUUUACUGGAAACUCUCAAAUCAUAUUGACAUAAAAGAAGUAUAAAUAUCUAUAAAAUGAUCUUGGUUUCAGAAUGGCACUGCAGGCAUGCUCAACAACAAAGGCACCAGUGCUCUUUACCCAUUUAAAACUACUGUUUGUGUAACAUUUGUACGCCCCCUGGUGGACAUGUGUGGUAAUGUUGUAAUGGGCCAAUGAGCGUUGAACCCUUAGCCUCAUUUAUUGACCUAAGAACACAAAAGUUAUAAUAAGCAAAACAGGUAUAAGCAGCAAAAAGCUACAAAUAUUGUCAUCAGCACCUCCGAUUUUAAAUUAAACACAUAUGAUAAUGAAUCACUGCUAUUACUUAGAGCACAAUCAUUUCUCAGAUGUGUUAACUCCAUUUUCCUCAAUGCUCAGAUUGUAUCAUUUCAGCAAUUGCGUAAUCUUGCAAAAGUUUUACUCUGCUUGAAGCAUCUUAUUUUUUGUUUUAUUUUUGCUUGUGUAGCUGAUGAUGCAUUUGAAUACUCUCUUGUAAUGUCACACGUCUUAACCACUAAUGUGUUAAUAAAAGCAAUCAUGCUUCACACUC